Messenger RNA from Ananas comosus (pineapple), 4770 nucleotides. Its product is annotated as mediator of RNA polymerase II transcription subunit 33A-like. The transcript is spliced from 12 exons. Gene Ontology annotation, biological process: regulation of phenylpropanoid metabolic process. Gene Ontology annotation, cellular component: mediator complex. Lineage: Eukaryota; Viridiplantae; Streptophyta; Magnoliopsida; Poales; Bromeliaceae. The record is from RefSeq and is a predicted model, not a curated record. Bases 79 to 3993 code for a protein of 1304 amino acids.
CUCUUUCUCUACUUUGUCUCCUACCUCUCGCCUGCGCACGGCGGAGCGAAACCCUCCGGCGGGAUCUACGCGGCGGCGAUGGAGGUCGCCGAGGUCGGCGCCGCCUGUUCCGCCGCAGCCGCGGCCGACCUCGAGAGGCGGGUCAUGGCGGCGGUAGCGCGCGGCGACCCGCCGCUGCUUCGUGCGGUGGAGGUAGGGCGCUGCGUCCAGGAGAAGGGCCUAGGGCUCCCGAACCCCGAUCUCGCCGCCGUGCUCGUCUCCAACCUCUGCUUCGCCCACAACACCCCCUCGCUGUGGAAGCUCCUCGACCAGGCCAUGGCGUCGCGCCUCCUCUCGCCCCUCCACACCCUCGCCCUCCUCACUCCAAGGGUGAUACCGAAUCGCCGGGCUCAGCCGGAGGCCUACAGGCUUUAUCUGGAGCUGCUCAAUCGGUAUAUGUUGUCAUCUUCUAUGUUGGAGGCUGGACCUUGUAGAGAUAAGAUAACAAAAUCUAUAGAUGAGGCUCUGCAACUUUCGCAAACCUAUGGAGUUGACCAAAUGGAUAUUGGACUUGCUGUAGUUUUAUUCACAUUAUGUGUUAUAACAAGUUUGAUUGAUUGCACGCUUAAAGACUUUGGUUUGCCAUUUGUAUCAAGAGAUGGGCACGUCAAUUUCCUCUCUAUCGAAGGACAACAGACCAUGGAUAUAGAUUAUAAAGGAAGUUCAAAUGAUAAGCGAAAUGAGCACCGUGAACAGCUGCGUAGAACGAACAGCCUUCUGGCUCUAGAGGUUGUAGAAAAGAUGGCUGCAAAUAGAAAGACCCAUGUUUUUCUUCGUCUCAUCCACCUCAACAUGCCUGAAAAGUUCAAUGGUCUACUUCAGAGACUGCGGUUCAUUGAAGCUCAUAAAUCAGGAUCAAAGAGUUUAGUAUCGGCCAACCACAUAAUAGAUAGUUUGUUUGCAAAUGUUCAAAGAGCAAUGAACAUGGAGUACCAAUUAAAUAAGCGUCAGCUUCUGGGAGUUCUGAUUGAUGCUGCACCUGGUAAUUCAUUUCUAUCUCACAUUUCUGGAGCUGGAAAGGCUGCUUGUUGGAUUUGUAUUGAUAUGUUUAUGGAAAAUGCAAUGGAUGGGAGACAGCUGCAUGCAAUAUCUGCUAUUGAGAUACUUACAGAACUGACCAAGACGCUCCAAAUAAUUAAUGAGGCAAGCUGGCUAGAAACUUUCCUUGCUCUCUGGCUUUCAGCACUCCGACUUAUCCAACGAGAUCGAGAGCCUUUGGAAGGACCUAUUCCACACCUUGAUGCAAGAUUAUGCAUGCUAUUGGCUAUCCUUCCUUCAUCAAUUGCUCCUCUUCUGAAGGAUGAAAAUGAAAUGCUUGAAACUGAAGGAAAUAAAGUUCCUUCUAGAAGGCAGGGAUUAAUAUCUUCUCUUCAGGUCCUAGCACAGUUUUCUAGUCUUCUUUCACCUCCUCCAUCUGUGAUAAAUGCUGCUAAUAGUGCAGCUACAAAAGCAGCGGUUUUCAUUUCAAAUUUCAAGACUGGGAGUGGGAAUCUUGGCAUGGUUGGUCGCAAUGAUUCUUCUCCAAAAGCAGUCGGUAACAUGCUGCAUCUUAUAGUUGAAGCCUGCAUUGCAAGGAAUUUGCUCGACACAUCUGCUUAUUUUUGGCCUGGUUAUGUGAUUUCCUCUAUUACUUCAAAAGAUCCUAUGCUAACUCAGGACUCUCCUUGGUCAACCUUCAUGCAAGGUGCUCCACUUACUGUUUCACUAAAAAAUGCUCUUAUGGCAACUCCUGCUUCAAGUGUAGCAGAACUGGAGAAGUUGUAUGAUAUAGCAUUAAAUGGUUCUGACGAGGAAAAGUCAGCUGCUUCAAGGAUUCUAUGCGGUGCAUCCUUUGUCCGCGGCUGGCAUAUUCAGGAACAUGUGGUGCGCAUUGUGGUCAAGCUGUUGUCUCCUCCUUUGUCUUCUGAUUCUUCAGUACCUGGAAGUGGGAGCCAUUUUGUUGGUCACAUGCCUAUGCUUAAUGCUCUCUUGUUUGGGGUUUCUUCUGCUGAUACUGUUCACAUUCUUUCUUUAUACGGGAUGGUUCCGGAAGUUGCUGUGGCUUUGAUGCCGCUCUGUGAGACUUUUGGGUCACUACCACCUCCGUCCAACCAUAGAUCAACAACUUUCGAUGAGCCUUCUGUUUAUUCAGUUUUUUCAUGCGCAUUCCUUUUCCUUCUUCGCCUUUGGAAAUUUUAUAAACCCCCUCAGGAACACUGUAUGGCCGGCCGUGGAGGCUCAGUUAGGAUGGAACUAACCCUAGACUAUCUCUUGUUGAUGCACAAUAGCCGUGUAGCUCUCCAGAAAGGACCAAGUCAACCAGUUUACAUCGACUCCUUUCCAAAAUUACGUGCUUGGUAUUUCCAAAAUCAAGCUUGCAUAGCCUCGCCCCUUUCGGGUCUAUGUAAUAAAAAUCCGGUUCACCAAGUGGCGAAUAAGAUUCUGAACAUGAUUUGCCGGAAGAUGACCAAGGGUGGGGUAGGGCAGGGUAACCCUUCAUCAACUUCAAGUAGUAGUGUUAGUGGAUCCCCUGUAAGUAGUUCGGAAGAUGCUUUACAAAGACCGGUACUACCUGCAUGGGAGUUUUUGGAAGCUGUUCCUUUUGUUCUCGAAGCUGUUCUGACUGCUUGUGCACACGGAAGGCUUUCGUCACGGGACUUGACCACAGGUUUGAGAGAUCUUGUGGACUUUUUGCCGGCUUCUCUUGCAGCAAUGGUCACCUACUUUUCGGCAGAAAUUACUCGCGGAAUAUGGAAACCGGUUGCUAUGAACGGGACCGACUGGCCCAGCCCUGCUGCAACUCUUCACUCUGUUGAAUCUGAGAUUAAGGAAAUUCUUGCGUCUGCUGGUGUCUGUGUCAACAGCUGUUAUCCACGUGGAAUGCCCCCAAUGCUCCCACUACCGAUGGCGGCACUCGUGAGUCUAACAAUCACAUUCAAACUGGACAAAAACUCGGAGUACAUCCACGGAGUCGUGGGCCAGGCGCUGGAGAACUGUGCGGGGGGGAGCUCCUGGCCAAGCAUGCCCAUCAUAGGAUCCCUUUGGACCCAGAAAGUCCGGAGAUGGCAUGACUUCAUCGUUCUCUCAUGCACCCGGUCCCCGUUCAGCCGCGAUAAAGAAGCCGUCGCACAGCUCAUCAGAAGCUGCUUCUCGACCUUUCUCGGCCCUUCUCCCUCUGAAGGAAGCUUCUCUCACGUCAUGCCGAAUCGGGGCGUGAUCGGACUACUGGGCCAGGCUAUCACUGAACAAGGGGUCCGGCUCCCAAUUACGCCAGGCUUCCUCUACCUCCGAACAUGUCGGACAUUCCACGACACGCAUUUCGUCAGCGAGGUGAUACUCAAGCUUGUUAUCGAGUGGGCCCACAAGUUAGCAAAUGAGUGGGCCUCUAGCGGUGCAGCCCGCCUGAAAUCGGGCCGGCGAUCGCUGGCUGCAGCCAUCUCUGGGGUGCAGCAGGUGGCGUCACUGGGAGCGAGCUUACUAUGUGUAGCUGGUGGGGGCCUGUUGGUCCAGGUGAUGUACGAGGAGACCUUGCCAACUGUGCUACUCUCGGCUCGAGAAGAGAAGUCAGGCAUGGCUGGGCCAGUUUCCUGUAUACUUGAGGGCUACGCAAUGGCCUACAUGCUGUUCUUGUCCGGGGCGUUUGUCUGGGGGCUAAGAAGCAAGUCGGCGGCCUACACAUCGAUAUAUUCGUCGAGGAGAGUACGGGUGAUUCGUGUACACAUGGACUUCAUGGUGGGGGUCCUGGAGGGGAAUAUAUUGCUGGGCUGCGACCCUGCCACGUGGAAGGCGUACGUGUCGUGCUUUGUUGGCUUGUUGGUCAAGUACGUGCCUUUGUGGGUGCCUGAUGUGAAGCUGGAUACGCUGAAGAAGUUGGCGAGUGGGCUUAGAGGUUGGCACGAGUGCGAACUCGCCCUCUCACUUCUUGAGCGCGGAGGGACUGCAGCCAUGGGGGCGGUGGUCGAAUCCGUUUUGUGACGCCAUCUUUCGCAAACGAAGAGCUUCGUGAUUGGAUCCAAUUGGACUUGUAGCAAGCUCGCGGCAAAACACGGUCACGUAGAUCCGGCUGAUGGACUUGUAUAUAUGUAAUCUCGCACACUCCCAAGCAUCAAGUAGCACAUCUAGAACGCCCUCGUGAGCACACCACAUGAUUUUGAUUAUGCAACCAGUAUUUUAAUGUCUCAAACAUGUAUUUGAUAGAUUCCCCUAAUUUUAUUGCAGGGUUUUCCUGGGCAUGGAUAAUGAACGUGUAACAUUAUCAUCCUUGAGCGGGGAAUAUGUAUAGGUUCCUACACCUGCUACACUCUCUCUAUCAUCAAAAAAUUAAUAAUUCACCACACCUGCUACACAUCCGCGCAAAAUGUUAAGACCUAUAGCUAACAUAUAAGUAAAUUGCUGUUCCAAUCACCAGAAUACUGCACUUCCCUAACGCUAUCACCACACCGCUUCACUACGCAUCAUUCCAAGAACUCGUCGCUCCUGAAAAUUUCUGCAUCUUUGUAAUUUUAUGAUAGAAAAUUGGAAAACUUAAAUUAGCUGGUAUUGAAUUAACAUUCAUCAAUCUUUUACCCUUACUUUUUUUUUCACUCGAUUUGUUACAAGCCAGUAUCUUUUGGCUGUUGUAUAUUAGAAGUGAAGAAUCCCUAGACCCUAGUUUUCUUUUUCUUUGUUUUUUCCUUCGUUUUUAAGUUUCCUUUUACCUUCUCCUCUCCUACCACUAAUAAUUGAAGAUGCAGUUCACUUUUCCCACCCUCC